Molecule: messenger RNA, 1102 nt
Organism: Eucalyptus grandis
Lineage: Eukaryota; Viridiplantae; Streptophyta; Magnoliopsida; Myrtales; Myrtaceae
Exons: 3
Coding region: 247-1023 (258 amino acids)
Biological process (GO): nucleocytoplasmic transport
Cellular component (GO): nuclear pore central transport channel
Source: RefSeq, a predicted model, not a curated record
CCUCCUCGAUACGCCCCUCCCCUCUCCUAAUCACAUCCAUACAUCUCAGAACCACUGAAACCUUCUCCAGCAAUCUCUUCGUGCAAUUCCAAUACUCGUGCCAUUUCACUUCCGACCGCUCCUAAAUUUUCUCCAAAUUCAGGCGUAGAAGGGGCUGAACUGGAAAAAGAAAAAACAAGGGGGGGCUUUCUAGUCUUUUCAGCCGACAGAGAACCGGUUUCGGGUAGGUCGGUGGAUCCGGACCCGAUGAUUCCAGAAUUAAAAAAGAAAACCCUGGAAGCCCUAGAGAAAUUGUCUCCAGUUCACACAGAUCCAGGAGAGAUGUCGACGAUGGGUCCAGAAGAGGUGACAGAAGCGGAAGGAGGAGGAGGAGGAGGAGGAGGAGAGAUGUUGAUGAGGGGUCCGGAAGAAGACAGGGAUGCGAUGAUAGCGGAGGCCAAGCGGUUCGUGGAGAACUACUACAGCACGUUCGACGCGAACAGGGAGGGCUUGGUGAACCUGUACCGGCAACGAUCGGUGCUGAAAAUCGAGGGCCGGAAGAUCCAGGGCAAGGAGGCUAUCCUCGCCAAACUCACCUCCGUUCCGCAGCCGUGCCACCACGAAUUCGCCGAGGUCAGUUGCGGCACCUAUCGCUUGGCACCCGCAUCGGCAUCGGUCGCCGUGUCCGUCCUGGUCCGGGGCGGGACGUGGUUAGGCGGCAAGAAGGAGGAGGCGGACGCCGCCCUUAUACAGCAGAGCUUCAAUCUGGUGCCAGCACGAGGAGGAAGCUUUUACAUAGCUCGACAAUCUGGGAUGCUCUUUGAUCUCAAGAAGCCUCGGACCGGGGCUCUGUCCUACUGGCUACCGAAACCUCCCCCCUCGGCAUCGCCCGUUCAUGUCUCGUUAUUUCAAAUCCUAUCCUCGGCAUACCCGCCGGCGUCGGCUGCCACGGCACCGAGUACGCCUCCGCAAUUCGAACGCCUCAGCAUUUCGAAUCCGAAUACCACCCAUGAUGAAACUUCCUCCGUCUCUACAGAGACCUGAUGAUAAAACUGUUUUAUUUUCAAUGUCCUAGACUCUCUUGUUUUAUGUUUUCAAUGUUUUAUUGCAGUACUUUUGUGAA